CAUUUCACUAUACUAUACCUUCCUUUUUAUUUGAUCCACCGCUUUGGACCCCAGUCUCGGUUUAUCUUCUGGAUUUCUUUCGUCACUCAUCCCUGCCGUCAUUUGGUUUCUCUGUACACUGAGAUUGCUUGCUCACUAUCUCUCCUCUUUCCUAUGGCUUCAAAUUCGCAAAAAGAUCUGCCUGCUGAUGACAAAGCUGGUUCAACAGAGAACAAAAGUUCCAAAAAUGAAUCAUCCUCUGAAGAGCAGCAGUCAGGACAAUCAAGAACUGCCUCUGCACCAGCAACUGUAUCUGAAGAGCAGCAAUCAGGACAAACAAGAGCUACCUCUGCACCAGCAACUGGGUUCCCGCCCAACCCCUUUGAUUUCUCAGCAAUGACUGGCCUGCUUAAUGAUCCAAGCAUCAAGGAUUUGGCUGAACAGAUUGCCAAAGAUCCUGCAUUCAAUCAAAUGGCUGAGCAGCUGCAGAAAACUUUCCAAGGUGCAGCAACUCAAGAAAGCAUUCCUAACUUCGAUAAUCAACAAUACAUGGCAACCUUGCAACAGGUUAUGCAUAAUCCUAAUUUUAUGACCAUGGCUGAGCGCUUGGGUAAUGCAUUAAUGCAGGACCCUGCUAUGUCUUCCAUGCUUGAAAGUUUUUCGAACCCAUCAAAUAAAGAUCAGCUGGAGGAGAGAAUGGCACGCAUUAAGGAAGAUCCAUCAUUGAAACACAUCUUAGAAGAGAUAGAGAGUGGUGGUCCUACUGCUAUGAUGAGAUACUGGAAUGAUGAGGAGGUUUUGCGUAAGUUGGGACAAGCAAUGGGCCUUGCUGUUUCUGGAGAUGCUGCUCCUUCUGCUGAAAAUUCUGGGCAAGAUGAAACAGAAGACGUGGGAAAUGAAGAUGAAUCAAUAGUUCAUCAAACAGCUAGUGUUGGUGAUGUUGAGGGCUUGAAAAAUGCACUAGCCUCUGGCGCUGACAAGGAUGAAGAAGAUUCAGAGGGGAGAACAGCUUUGCAUUUUGCCUGUGGGUAUGGUGAGGUGAAGUGUGCGCAAGUUCUUAUUGAGGCUGGGGCGAAAGUGGAUGCUUUGGAUAAGAAUAAGAACACGGCUCUUCAUUAUGCUGCAGGUUACGGCCGGAAGGAAUGCGUGGCUCUUCUCCUUGAAAACGGUGCUGCAGUUACUCUCCAGAAUAUGGACGGUAAAACUCCCAUAGAUGUUGCAAAACUCAACAGUCAAAAUGAAGUCGUUAAGCUACUUGAGAAGGAUGCGUUUCUGUAGUUCACUUUUAUUUAUUAUUGCAUUUGUAUUCAGUUUGUUAGACCAACAUCCUUUUGUAUGUGGCCCAGUGUUGGUGACUGCGACUGAAUUUGUUGUCACUGUAACUUCAUAAUGCGUGGAUUCUUACACUGCAUGAUUUUGAAGAUUAAUAUCAUAAUGGUACUUGGUUAUUGAUUUCAA
Messenger RNA from Prosopis cineraria, 1437 nucleotides. RefSeq names its product ankyrin repeat domain-containing protein 2A-like. Lineage: Eukaryota; Viridiplantae; Streptophyta; Magnoliopsida; Fabales; Fabaceae. The transcript is spliced from 9 exons. Bases 154 to 1257 code for a protein of 367 amino acids. Gene Ontology annotation, biological process: protein targeting to chloroplast. The record is from RefSeq and is a predicted model, not a curated record. Gene Ontology annotation, cellular component: chloroplast outer membrane. Gene Ontology annotation, molecular function: protein binding; chloroplast targeting sequence receptor activity.